This is a messenger RNA of Bactrocera dorsalis (oriental fruit fly), 4328 nucleotides long. RefSeq names its product vacuolar protein sorting-associated protein 8 homolog (gene Vps8). The record is from RefSeq and is a predicted model, not a curated record. The transcript is spliced from 5 exons. Bases 172 to 3966 code for a protein of 1264 amino acids. Lineage: Eukaryota; Metazoa; Arthropoda; Insecta; Diptera; Tephritidae. Gene Ontology annotation, biological process: endosomal vesicle fusion; protein targeting to vacuole. Gene Ontology annotation, molecular function: protein binding. Gene Ontology annotation, cellular component: HOPS complex; late endosome.
AAAGCAAAGUGUACGAUGAUCAAGCGGAAGGAGGAGUCAACAAACUAUAUUAAAUAAGUGAAUGUGGGGGUGCAAAUUUAAUUGAUAACGAAAAAAGGAAAAGUUAACUUCAUUAACUAACUUAAAAGUGGAAGCAAAAUUUUGUGUAUAUUAGUUUGAAAGUGAAAUAGCAUGAACGAACUGAAAGCACCUUCUCUCCAAUCGCUCUUGGAGUCGGAUCGUGGAUCUAGUGACAGUUUGCUUGCCGAAUCGCUGCUUGAUGUGGACGAUUUGGAUGAUGUGGAAUAUUCAAUUCCACCAAGUGGUGAAUUGCCGACCUUAGAAUCGGCAUUAAGUGAAUUUGAAGCAGAUUCGGACAUAGGUUCGGAAUUGGGCGUACCAGCACCAGCACCUACACCAACGCCCUCAUUAGCAGAAGAGGGUGGAGUGCGCAAUGGUGGCGCAGGCGGAGGCGGUUCCAUAAUGCGUUAUGCCAUGAUGCAUGGCGUAUCUGCACAAAUUGCGUCAGCUGCUGAUCGGGUAAAUGCUGGUUUUGCAACUGCGUGCGCUGUGUCAACCUUAAUCGGCAUUGGUACCUCACAUGGUCACAUUCUCAAUUUUGACAUAACACAGACACUACGUUGGGCACAUCAGGACAAGCACGGACAAGGUGCUGUGUCUGCAUUAUCCUACAAUCCGGACUGUACACGUCUAUUAGCUGGUUAUGCACGUGGACUAGUUGUAAUGAUUGACACACAAUCCGGCGACGUUUUACGCAACCUAUUUGACGCGAUUACUCCAAAUACUGGAGUUCUGCAUUUAAAAUGGACCUCUAGACCGGCACUUGCGCUCUGCUCCGAUUCAGGAGGUUCUGUAUGGUCCUUGAGCUUCACAAGAAAGUUGGGCAUUCGUGGUUGCUCAUCACGCUGUCUUUUUAGUGGAGCACGUGGAGAAGUUUGUACCAUGGAACCAUUAUUGAUAGAUAGUUCGCAUGACUUAGAUCAAUAUUGCAUUAUUGCACUCGCCACUUUAUCCAAAUACUUUAUUGUAACCAUACGUCCACGUCUUAAAGUGAUUAAGUAUCAUGCACUUCAGGGGCCAGCUGAUUGUUUACCCGUACUGGCAUGGCAAAUGGUUCUAAUUCAAGCAGCAGAUACUACACGUUCUUUUGAUCCAGUUCUUGUAGUAGGACGUGGCAAUCAGCUUUUUUUCCAUCAACUUUUUAUGGCAAAUGGGCGUAUUUCUUUACUGUACUUGCGGCAUGUGCAAAUGCAGACAAAUUUACUAUCGGUUCAUUGGUUGGGCCCAAAGUGUGUCGCAUGCAUGGAUAUAUCGGAAAUACUACAUCUAAUAGAUGUACGUUCCAGCAAAGAACUUGAAUGUAUUGAUAUGGCUAAUGCAGGAUUAGUAUAUGGUUCAGCGCAAUUCAAAGGACUUGCGACCGGCGGUAAUGUGUCACCUGCUUUAGCUUUGGCCGGCACACAUGCUUGUUACAACUCCCUAAUGUCGCGUGGCACGCAAUUGUACAUUUUGGGUGCACGAUCCUUGCAUAUGAUUGCUGUGCGUACAUGGACAGAGCGCAUUAGUUACUUGGUGAAAAAUCAAAGAUGGCAAGAAGCAUGUGAUCUCGCGCUAGAUGGUUAUCGUGCCACUGCGGAGCGUCCCAGACGUAAAGCACAAGCAAAAGAGCGUAUUAUAAUGCUUUUCAAAGAGUAUUUGGCUGCAUCGGCUAGAGCGCCUGACUACUGUCUGGGGCCUAUUGUAAAGUGUCUGAUCACAAUAGGUGAACUGGAAUUGCUAUGGACACAAUUGUGGGAGCGCUUACAAAACAAAAGCCUUUAUCUACAACAUAUCACCGAGCACAUAGAAAACGAUAAUAUUCAUCGUGUCAGCCCAACAAUUUCACAAGCAUUAGUAGAUCAUUGGCUAGAAAUAUCACCAACAAAAUUAGAAGAAAUUAUACUUAAACUUGACUGGACCUGUCUCGAUUUAAACCAAGUGCUGAAGGCAGCCAAACGUUAUAAGCUUUAUCGCGCACAAAUCUACCUCAAUACACAUGCACUUAACGACUACUCCAGUCCGCUUACGGAAUUGAUACCUUUAGUAGCGCAAGAACCAUCGGGUCUAGGGAACGCGCUACUCGUGUACAUAUCAAGUUGCCUGGCGGGACGUAGUUAUCCAAGUGGGGAAAUACCCAACGAUUUGGUACAAAAUGUCAAACACGAGGUCCUACGCUGCUUAACUUCGCUACAUUCAAAUACUAGUGUACCGAACGAACUGCCAUAUCCGUACUUGCGUGCGCUACUCAAAUUCGAUACAAGAGAAACCUUAAAUGUGAUUUCGUUAGCUUUUCAGGAGAAGGAGUUUAAUGGUGAACUCGGUUUCUCGCAUCGCAAACGCAUAAUAAACAUACUUUUAGAGAUAAUGACACCUGAAAACACAACGUGGGCGGAGAUCGGUUGCCUUUUAAAUUUCAUCGCCCAGCAAAUAUCCCAACAAUGUUUAAAACCUGACACUCAGCUGCUGGAGAAAGUGCUCAAUCACUUGGCGAAAGAAAAAAUAACUAACGAAACUACACGGCAACAUUCUGAACGCGAAAGUGCAUGGCAUGAACUGCUCAUCAACAAUUGUCUAGACGAAAUUAGUACGGAUGAGGAACAGCUGCGUCUGGCGAAACGCGCACACUGCUACUAUGUGGAAGAAUACCUACUAGAGAAGCUGCAGCGUUACGAUGAUAUUGUUGAGUGUUAUCUAAAUAAUGAUCAGCGUCAUGACACCAUGUUCAGUUAUAUGGAGCGGCAUGUUCAACAACCAGAACGUAAAAUUUACGAACAAAUUGAGAAACACUUUAAACGUAUGCUGGAAAUAAACGCCAAGGAAACAACGCGCUUAGUUGAUUUCCACUUCAGUGCGAAAAUUAACAAAUUACUCGAAGUGUUGCAAGAAGAUGAGCAAUCAUUAUUAACUUUUCUAGAGCAUUUACAUAGGCGACGAUUUGUUUUAACUGCCACGCAGAGUGCACAAUUGCUAGCACUUUUAUGCAAGUUUAAACCAGAAGAAGUCGACGAAUUUGUGCGUCAAUGCGACGAGUAUCGUGUAGAGGAGGCGCUAAGCUUAGUUUUAGCGUAUAAACUGAACAAAUCGGCAAUAUACCUAUAUGAAAAGCAAGCCAACUAUCACAAUGCAUUCGAGUUGUCCGUAGAAUUAUUGGCUACAUUACAUGGUGAAGCGGCGGCUACUUUUGCCCAAGAAAUAAGCGACUUGUGUGUACGUGCCACAAAUGUGCUUCCAAAAGCGGAUUGCGAAAAGUUUUGGUUUACGCUCCUACAGCAAAUAUUGCCACGUGAUGACCUCAAAUCCAGCACGAAGCAUAUGUUACAUUUAUCGUCACAGUAUGUCGACUUACCAAAAUUGGUGCAACUUGUGAUGAACACCCGUAAUGUUUCGGGAAAUUUCGGUGAUAUUAAAGAUUUACUAAUGAGUAUGCUGUCGCAAUCUCGUCUCGAGACAGAUACCAUGGAGAAAACGCUCCAAGUCAAGUGUCAAGAUCUAGCAAAUGCUUUUGCACGUAAACGUUCCGAGGCUAAGCGCGGUCUUCUAGUGUCGGCAAUGCGUUGUGCCAUUUGUCAACAACGUUUGUAUAACCAAAGUGAUAUACUUGUCCUUGGCGGCUGUGGACAUGCUGUCCAUGACAAAUGUGCAACAACAUAUAAUGAAACAGUGCAAUCGCGCCUGAAUAACGGUGAUAUUUCGCAAACGACGCAAGCGGAGAAAGAUGCAUAUAACGGUAUUCAUGUAGCAUGUCCGCAUUGCUCAGCGGAAAUGAGAAACAAUUUUUACAAUAAUAUAAUUAAACUAUCGGAACCUAAGCGUACAGUGUCUGCGCUAUGUGAAGCGGCUUUUAAUAUACAACAAGAACAACAAAAUGUAAAUCAAAUGGGUGUAUUGAAAUUAAAAGCGCCACCACGAAAGUUUACUUGCAACUAAGAAUAAUGCAAGUUAAAUAUGGCAUUUUGCAUUCCUUCGUUUAACAUCUCAUAAAUAACUGUGUAUUUCAUUUGCUAUUAUUUGUUUUUGUAAAGACAAAUGCGUCAUCUAUGAUUACUGAAUCACUUUCAAUGCUAUAAAUUAUUGAAAAUCAGCCGGGAAAUUUCGCUAAAAAAUGGAAAUACUCGUAAACUAUUGCAAGUACUUUAAAUUAAACCAAGUAAAAAAUAUAAAAAAUCUAAUACUCGUUUGUAGAUUUUCUGUUCCUCUUAUUUUCUUCAAUUUAACUUCAUGGACGUUAAUUUAUGCACAAUUUAAACUGCUUAUAAUAUAUUUUCGAGACUCAAUGAAAGUGAUUCAGU